AUGGUUUCCUCAACUUCUGUAUUUCUGAUUUUGAGCGCGGUGCUAGGGGCAUCGGCGCAGAGUUAUUUCUCGUCGUGGUGGACCGACGGCGUGGCGAAAGCGAAAUACACGAAUGGCGCGGGCGGGAAAUACGAUGUUAGUUGGUCGGGCAAUAAGGGGAAUUUCGUGGGCGGGAAGGGGUGGAGCACGGGUGGUUCGAGAACGAUAAACUACACCUCCACCUUCACCCCAAACGGAAACGCCUACCUAACUAUCUACGGCUGGACCACGAACCCGCUCGUCGAAUACUACAUCGUCGAGUCCUACGGCACGCACGUUCCGUCGGACAACCCGGAAGCCGUCUUCAAAGGCAACUUGACGUCUGACGGCGGGGAGUAUGAGAUCUGGACGAAGAUCAGGAAGAAUAAGCCGAGUAUCCAGGGCACGGCGACGUUUCCGCAGUUCUGGAGUAUUAGAAAUGUGAAGAAGGCCGGCGGGACGGUGACGACGGGGAAUCAUUUUAAGGCGUGGAAGGAGGCCGGGUUGAAGUUGGGAAGUCAUAAUUAUAUGAUUGUGGCGGUGGAGGGGCAGGAUAGUAAUGGGACUGCUAGUGUGAAUGUUGGGGCGAAUCCGGGGUGA
Glarea lozoyensis ATCC 20868 is the source of this 618-nucleotide messenger RNA. Its product is annotated as Concanavalin A-like lectins/glucanase. The record is from RefSeq and is a predicted model, not a curated record. Bases 1 to 618 code for a protein of 205 amino acids. Gene Ontology annotation, molecular function: hydrolase activity, hydrolyzing O-glycosyl compounds. Lineage: Eukaryota; Fungi; Ascomycota; Leotiomycetes; Helotiales; Helotiaceae. Gene Ontology annotation, biological process: xylan catabolic process. The transcript is spliced from 2 exons.